Messenger RNA from Racocetra fulgida, 759 nucleotides. The record is from the annotation of a GenBank genome assembly. Lineage: Eukaryota; Fungi; Glomeromycota; Glomeromycetes; Diversisporales; Gigasporaceae.
AUGGGUGAUAUUCAAGAACAAGAACGAAAAAAAUUGAAUCGCGACCUGCCUGGUUCAACAUCCCUUGGACCAUGGAUUUCAAAUGAAAUAGAUAGAAGAAUUGGCGUAUUCUUUGCUCGUGAAGCAGGUUUCACCAGCGUUACCCCUUCUGCAUAUGAAGCACUAGGGGAUUUGUUGGCGCAACCAAAUAUUAAUGAUGUGGAGAAAAGUCUUAAGUAUUGGAGCAUCAGGACGGGUGCGCUUGAAGAUCAUAUGGAAAAGUCGAAAGAAAGUUAUCACGCUUUUGCUUCAAAAUUCUUAUCAUCAUUACAACCAACGUCAUCAGCUAUAGAAUCUUCAACUAUAUUCGCGCCUGAAGAUAUAAUAUUAGAAGAUGAAGAGGAGAACUUUGAUGGGUCAAAUAAUAACAAACGACAAAGAAAUUCAUUUACGUCAUCAACUCAUACUUUAACUCAGGUAAAAUUAGUGGAGAAAAGUCUGAGACGAUUGGCAGAAUAUCAUGAGGAUCCAACAGAUCAAACCAUAAUUCAAUUGAGUAUUCCAGAUUCACCAUCUUCCUCUUCGACUGUUGUAUCAGCUAACUCUUCGCCUUCUGAUUACGACAAAUCGUUGAUAUCCACUUCGAUUUCAACUUUUGAUUCAGCAAUUUUGCAUGCAAGUACUAACAAGAGCAAUCCCGUAACAUUGAACAAAUCUAUUAAUAAUAGUUCUAAGAAACGAAAGAAUGUCCAAAUAUCUUGGGAAGAGUUAAAUGAUUAA